Molecule: messenger RNA, 8483 nt
Organism: Podarcis muralis (Common wall lizard)
Lineage: Eukaryota; Metazoa; Chordata; Lepidosauria; Squamata; Lacertidae
Source: RefSeq, a predicted model, not a curated record
UUGUUUUCUUCCUCCCCUACAGGACGGUGGCAGCUGAAGUAAGGAAGCAGGUGUCCCGAGAAUAUGGUAAUUCCCCUCAGCUUUCCAAGAAGCGGGGUGGGCCCCCACAGUCGGUGCCUCUGACAGAAGUGGUGGAGCCCGUAGACUUUGAGGAGUACCUUGACAGCCACGUGCCAGAUGCUGAGCCCGGUCCACUUCGUGAUCUGGUUGAAUUUCCCACAGAUGACCUGGAGGUGAUUCACCAAACACGGGACUGUCGAACACUGGAACCUGGCAUCCCUGAAGAUGAGAAGCAGGAUGCUCGCGUACGAGACGCUGUACAAGUCUACACAGAAGACUGGGUCAUGGUCCAAAGAAAGUACCAAAGGCUGAGCACCAUGUACAAUGCUAUUACGGCCGAGAGGCAAAGGGAGAGGCAGAAGGGGCUGCCUAGGCAAGUCUUUGAACUUGAUGAAGUAGCUGAAGAGCGGAGCAGUCAGGGGGAUUCGGAUGACCUGAAGCGCUGCUCCACCUCCCUCGAUGAUACACCCCGUGGCAGCUGGGCCUCCAGCAUCUUUGACUUGAAGAACUCAGCGGCCGACUUCUUGUUGCGCUCUCUCUUGGUGCGCACUGCCAUUGAAGAGACUGACCGCACAAAUGAGGAGCUGCGCAAGAAGAACCGGCACAGUGAAAUCCUGGCCCUUUACCCGGCCCCAGAUGAGGAUGAGGCAGUAGAACGCUGUAGCAUCCCAGAAGUUCCCAAGGAGCACUUUGGUCAGAGGAUCCUGGUGAAGUGUUUGUCUCUGAAGUUUGAGAUCGAAAUCGAACCGAUCUUUGGAUCGCUAGCGCUUUACGAUGUGAAGGAGAAGAAGAAGAUCUCUGAAAACUUCUAUUUUGACCUCAAUUCGGAGCACAUGAAGGGGCUUCUGCGAGCGCACAGUGCCCACCCUGCUAUCUCCACGCUGGCUCGUUCGGCCAUCUUCUCCCUCACACAUCCUUCUCCAGAUAUAUUCUUAGUGAUCAAGCUGGAGAAGGUGCUGCAGCAAGGGGACAUCAGUGAAUGCUGUGAGCCAUACAUGGUCAUGAAGGAGACCGAUGCUCUGAAGAAUAAAGAGAAGCUGGAGAAGCUGCGGGUGGCAGGAGAGCAGUUCUGCACCCGUCUGGGAAGGUAUCGCAUGCCAUUUGCCUGGACUGCCAUCCACCUCGUGAAUAUAAUCAACAGCACUGGGAUGCUUGAGAGGGAUGCUUCUGACUCGGAGAGUGACCGCAAGGGAACCUGGAAUGAGCGCAAAAGGAAAACAUACGAGCGCAUGAGUGUUGGGGAGGAGAUGUGCAGCUUCAGCAACUUCCGCCCAGCUACCCUCACCGUCACCAACUUCUUCAAGCAGGAAGGUGAUCGCCUCAGUGAUGAGGACCUAUACAAGUUCCUGGCAGACAUGAGGCGGCCAUCAUCUGUCCUAAGAAGGCUCCGACCAGUCACAGCCCAGCUCAAGAUCGACAUUUCUCCUGUGCCGGAGAACCCCCAUUACUGCCUGUCGCCGGAACUUCUGCAUGUGCUGCCCUAUCCUGACCUCCGAGUCCGACCCACCAAGGAGAUCCUAGAGUUUCCAGUCAAGGAAGUCUACACACCGCACACAACGUACAGGAACCUGCUGUAUGUUUACCCCCAAAGCCUGAACUUCAGCAGUCGGCAAGGUUCAGUGCGGAACAUCGCGGUGAAGCUCCAGUUCAUGGCUGGAGAGGACCCUGGCCAAGCCAUGCCAGUCAUCUUUGGGAAAUCGAGUUGCAGUGACUUUGCAAAAGAAGCUUACACAGCUGUUGUAUACCAUAACAAGUCCCCUGAGUUUUACGAGGAGUUCAAGCUAAAGAUCCCGGCCAACCUGACGGACAACCACCACCUGCUCUUUACCUUUUACCAUAUCAGCUGUCAGCAGAAGCAAAAUACGCCUUUGGAGACCCCAGUUGGCUACACAUGGAUCCCCCUCAUGCAACAUGGCCGGCUGAGAACAGGACAAUUUUGUCUGCCUGUGUCUGUUGACAAGCCUCCUCCCAGCUACUCGGUACUCACCCCUGAUGUACAGCUGCCUGGCAUGAAGUGGGUGGAUAACCACAAGGGGGUCUUCAAUGUGGAGGUGCUGGCAGUGUCUUCUGUCCAUACUCAGGACCCAUUUCUGGACAAGUUCUUCACCUUGAUCCAUGUGCUGGAAGAAUACACUUUUCCCUUCCGCCUAAAAGACGUAAUCCUCACAGAAAACAACAUGGAUUCUGAGCUGAAAUCCAGUGUGGGCAACCUGCGGGUGGCUAGCUUGGAGUCCCUGGUUGUCUUUAGCCACCAGAUUCUCAACAAGCUCAUACAACUCAUUGUGUACCCACCUGUUAUCGCAGGGCAGAUUGUGAACCUGGGCCGUGCUGCCUUUGAAGCCAUGGCCGUGAUGGUGAACCAGAUCCACAAGAACCUUGACAGCAGCCAGGACCAGCAUGGCCACAACCAUCUGCUGGCCUCUUACAUCUUCUACGUUUUCCGUCUGCCUGUGGCAGAGCCAGGCUUACCAGAGACUGGAAUGCCACCCCACAGUGGCCCCAUCCAGUACGCCACCUUGUCCCGCACAACUGGGCGCCCUGUCAGCCUGAAUCUCUCUCGCUCCAAAAGCAUCAGCAACAGCAACCCUGACCUGACCACCACACCAAACUCCCCAGAUGAAGAGGUUCAGAAGAUUGUUGGCAGCAAGGGGAUUGACCGCUCUCACUCCUGGGUCAACUCAGCAUAUGCCCCCGGAGGCCCAAAGUCUGUGCUUCGUAGGAACCAUCCGAACUCCAGCAUGGAUCUGAAGCAGGCUGCGGAGCGAGCACCUAAUCGUAUCUCCUCCUAUCUUGAGAACUCCACUUUUCCUCCGGCCACCCCGAUGAGAUCAACAACCAAAAAGCUUCUUCAUGAAGAACUGGCCCUGCAGUGGGUGGUGAGCACCAGUUCCGUGCGGGAAGCUGCCUUGCAUCAAGCCUGGUUCUUCUUCCAGUUGAUGGUGAAGAGCAUGGCACACCAUCUCUUCUUGUGUGACAAGCUGGAGGCACCUCGCAAGCUGCGUUUCCCUGGCCGUUUUGUUGAUGACAUCUCAGCCCUGGUGUGCACCGUCAGUGCCGAAAUCGCCAGCCGUUGCCAGAAGGAUAUUGAGCUGGUGGAACGUCUCAACAGCAGCCUGGCCUUUUUCCUCAAUGACCUACUAUCCCUCAUGGAUCGCGGCUUUGUCUUCAACCUCCUGCGUUCUUACUACAAGCAGAUCAAUAACAGGCUGCUGACCACCCAGAACCCCAAUGCCCUCAUUGCUCUGAGGAUGGACUUCAUCCGUAUCAUCUGCAGCCAUGAGCAUUACGUCACUCUGAACCUGCCCUGCAGUGGCCUCUCCCCACCUGCUUCCCCUUCCCCCUCCGUUUCUUCAGCAACCUCCCAGGGCUCAGCCUUCUCCAGCCACACACAGGACCAACGAGUGGCCAGCAUGUUUGAGCUGUCGGUGGCCUUUCGGCAGCAGCACUUCCUGGCAGGGCUGGUGCUGAUGGAGCUGGCUCUCAUCCUGGAGCCGGAUGCAGAGGGAGCCUUCUUCUUGCACAAGAAGGCAAUCAGCACUCUUCACAACCUGCUGUGCAGCCACGACUCGGACCCUCGCUACAUGGACCGUUCGGUACGGGAGCACGUGGCUCAGUUGUACUUGCCUCUGAUUGGCAUCGUCAUGGACGCCCUGCCCCAGCUCUACGACUUCACAGAGAACCUCAGCCAGCGAGGGCGGCUGGCCUCUGUGACAGUUGAGGACGGCGAUGGGGAUGGCAGCACCAUUAGCCAGUCAGUUGCCAUGGCCAUUGCUGGCUCUCCCUUGCCCCACGCUCAUCGGUCCACUGUCUUCCAAAUGCCAUCAGUGCCACCACGCCAGUAUAGCAUGCUGUCAGCUGAAGCAAGUCGCAACCUGCUGGUGUGUCUCCUGUGGGUACUGAAGAAUGCGGAUGGAGCUGUGCUGCAUCGCUGGCUUGCUGACCUCUCUGCUUUGCAUGUGAACCGUCUCCUUGACCUGCUCUACCUCUGUGUCUCUUGCUUCGAGUAUAAGGGCAAGAAGGCCUUUGAGCGCAUCAACAGCCUGACCUUCAAGAAGUCUCUGGACAUGAAAGCACGACUGGAGGAAGCCAUCCUGGGCACUAUUGGGGCACGCCAGGAGAUGGUGCGACGCAGCCGAGAGCGGAGUCCAUUUGGAAACCAAGAAAAUGUUCGCUGGAGGAAGAAUAUUGCCCAUUGGAGGCAGAAUUCGGACAAGGUGGACAAAUCCAAGGAAGAGAUGGAACAUGAGGCUCUGGUGGAUGGGAAUAUGGCCACAGAAGCCAACAUGGUGGUGCUGGACACCCUAGAAAUCAUUGUGCAGACUGUGAUCUUAUCGGAAGCCAAGGAGAGUGUCCUUGGCGGGGUGCUGAGGGUGCUUCUGCACACAAUGGGCUGCACUCCCAGUGCAGCUUUCUUGCAACACUGCUUUGCUACCCAGAGGGCGCUAGUCAGCAAGUUUCCCGAAAUGCUUUUCGAGGAGGACACAGAACUGUGUGCUGACCUGUGUCUGCGCCUUCUCCGCCAUUGCAGUAGCAAGGUGGGCAUCAUCCGCACCCAUGCAAGCACCUCGCUGUACCUUCUCAUGCGACAGAACUUCGAGAUUGGCAACGAUUUGAAUAAUCUUUCUGGCUUGCCCUGCCUUGCUGACUCCUGCCGCGUCUCUCUUGCACAGAACUUUGCCCGAGUGAAGAUGCAAGUCACCAUGUCACUCUCCUCGCUUGUGGGGACGUCACAGAACUUCAAUGAGGAGCACUUGCGGCGCUCAUUGAAGACCAUCCUGACCUAUGCCGAGGAAGACCCGGAGCUGCGAGAAACCACAUUUGCUGAGCAGGUUCAAGACCUCGUCUUCAACCUCCACAUGAUCUUGACAGACACAGUAAAGAUGAAGGAACAUCAGGAGGACCCGGAGAUGUUGAUAGACCUGAUGUACAGGAUAGCCAAGGGGUACCAGACAUCACCGGAUCUGAGGCUGACCUGGCUGCAGAACAUGGCAGCGAAGCACUCUGAGCGUGGGAACCAUGCAGAGGCCGCUCAGUGUCUGGUGCACUCCGCUGCCCUGGUAGCCGAGUACCUGAGUAUGCUGGAGGACUGCCGCUACCUACCUGUGGGCUGUGUCACUUUCCAGAACAUCUCUUCCAACGUGCUGGAAGAAUCUGCUGUCUCGGAUGACGUCCUGUCCCCUGAUGAAGAGGGCAUCUGCUCUGGAAAGUACUUCACUGAGCAAGGGCUGGUUGGGUUGCUCGAGCAGGCGGCUUCCUCCUUUACUAUGGGUGGGCUUUAUGAGGCUGUCAACGAGGUCUACAAGAUCCUCAUCCCCAUCCAUGAAGCCAACCGCGACUUCAAGAAGUUGGCAGUGCUGCAUGGCAAGCUUCAGGAUGCCUUCAGCAAGAUAACCAGCCAAGCCUCUGGCUGGGAGAGAAUGUUUGGAACGUAUUUCCGAGUUGGUUUUUAUGGCUGCAAGUUUGGGGAUUUGGAUGAACAAGAGUUUGUUUACAAGGAACCCUCCAUCACCAAGCUGGCUGAGAUCUCUCACCGGCUUGAGGAGUUUUAUACUGAGCGCUUUGGGCAUGAAAUGGUAGAAAUCAUCAAAGGUUCCAACCCUGUGGACAAAGCCAAGCUGGAUCCUAACAAGGCAUACAUCCAGUUGACUUACGUGGAGCCGUUCUUCGACACGUAUGAGCUGAAGGAUCGUGUCACAUACUUUGACAAGAACUACAACCUGCGCACUUUCAUGUUCUGUACUCCCUUCACGCUGGACGGGCGAGCGCACGGCGACCUGCACGAGCAGUUCAAGCGCAAGACUCUGCUCACCACCUCCCACGCUUUCCCCUACAUCAAGACCCGCAUCAAUGUCAUCCACAAGGAGGAGAUUAUUCUCAUUCCCAUAGAGGUGGCCAUAGAGGACAUGCAGAAGAAGACCCAGGAGCUGGCCUUUGCCACCCACCAAGAUCCACCUGAUGCCAAGAUGUUGCAGAUGGUGCUGCAAGGAUGUGUUGGCACCAUAGUCAACCAGGGACCUCUGGAGGUGGCGCAGGUAUUUUUGGCUGAGAUCCCCGAAGACCCCAAGCUCUACCGACACCACAAUAAGCUGAGGCUCUGCUUCAAGGACUUCACCAAGAGGUGUGAAGACGCCCUUCGCAAGAACAAGACGCUGAUUGGACCAGACCAGCGGGAGUUUCUCCGAGAGCUGGAGAGGAAUUACCAGCGCCUCAAGGAAGCCCUGCACCCGCUUCUCAACCGCAAGAUCCCUCAACUCUACACCCCUCUGGCCCCCCAUUCUGCACACAGAAACUCCUUCAGCAGACUGAGUUUGCGGAAGACUGAAGCCUAGAAAGGGAAGCCCCCACUGGAACGGACCACCUGAAAAACCGCAGGGACCAUUCGCAGGAGGGAACUACUGAGCCUUGCAUCCCCCAGGGUUGCCGCCAAGCAGGAAGUCAGGCUGCUUGCUCUGUUCUGGGAGGCCAACGCCGAGACUUGGAGUACCCUCCUGUGUCAUUCCAGGCUCUCUCCAGGAUGUGGGCCAGUCGGACACUUCAAGAGGAAGGAGACAUCUCUGUGGGAGCUGGCGGUGGGAGUGAUCUGGCUCCCACAUUUGUGCAGCUCAGGGCUGUGCCCCACCCUCAGGAAGCCUUGCAGUCCACAGCUUUCUCGAUGAAGCACCCCAGCUGUGAGACCAUCUGCAGAUCCUCUUCCCUAAUGAACUGAAGAUUUGCUUUUGCUCGCAUGGGCCUUUGACUUCCACAAAGAAUAGCCAGAUUUGAAACUCUGGGUAUGGUUGCAGUUGGAGGCCCACCCACUGUGGAUUCUGUUUUGUCUUCUGUCUUGACAGCUGGGCUCAGCCCAAAAACUUAGCUUUCUCCCUUUCUCCUGAUCUGUUUUUGACACUCCCCUUUUUGGCUACCAACCCCUUAGAUUUGCCAGCUAUUUGUUCAUAAAUCAGCAAGAAUGACAGGACCAAGUUCUUGUUCCCAUUCCUGACUGGAGAGGGUGGGGAGAAGAGAGAGAGGCAGUGGUCUCUGAGGUUGAGUUAGGGGGCUGAAACCUAGGACACCUGGGUUCGCUUCCUCACCUUCAGAGGUGAACAAGUCCUCUUGCACUAAGAGCUUGAUAUGUCCACCCAUUGCUUGGGCUGAAACCCAGGAGUCCUGACUCCAUACUUCCUCGUCUCUUCUGUCCACCCCCUUCCCAGGAGAUCCUGACUGCCUGUUUUUAUGUAGCUGGUCACCAAGUGAUGGCCUUCUGCCAACUGCCUUCUGGGACCCUCAGCUUCCUCACUUGCAGCACGGGCCAAAGACCCUUCCCUAUUUCACAUGCCUCUUGCUAUACCCUUUCCGAGGCAGGGGCUAGUAUUUGCACGCACACUUGAUCACAGCAGUGCCUUCUAGAGUGAGCAGAGGAGUUCUGUUCCCCUCCUUCCGCCCCCAAAAUGCCAAGGGGGAGGGGCUGUGUGUGCAUUUGUUCGUUAAGAGGAUGAAUGAACUGUGAGCAUCCCUCACCUUCGUCAGUGCCUCUUCCCCACCUUCCCAAGCAAGCGGUAGUGAAGGAAAAUCACCGCUGCAGGCUCGAGUUGAGUUUAGACUUUGAUCUCACUCCUAUAGGAAUGAACAUCCUUCUCCUGGGGGAGUAGUGAUUAGCCCCUGCCCAUAGUGGCAGAGCAAAGUGUAUUUGGGAGAAAUGAGUGUAUUCUGCUUUCUUUAAUAGGGCAUGAUUUGAGGAUCGAGGGCAACGGCAAAAUGCUCUUGUGUUUUUACUACUGGAGAGAGUAAAUCCAGAUUUACUUGAAAGCAAUGAGGAGCAUUUCAUCCACAUAUAUAGGAUUAAUUCAGAUGAUAUUUCUGUAUGGACUCCCUUGAUUUGGACUGAGUAUUUUUUUUCCUUUGCUCAGUUUAGCAUCAUUUUUGGCGAAAGCAAAACAAGCUAGAACAAACAGAUUUGUGUAAGCGGUGCUGAUUCGGUUCCAAGUUUCUCCUUUUUGGUUUUCGUAGAUUCGUACAGGCACUGGACCAAUCCAACAGGUGAAACUUCCCACUGUUUCUCUCCCUUGCUCGGUAACCCCCUUCACAUAACCACCCAAAGACCUUUUUAAAAAAAAUAAUAAUUAAAGGUUGGUGCUCUUUCCUAACAGUGGAAGACAAAAGGAGCUAAGUGCUGGAGUUCAGUUGCUUACUUAUAACCAAAGCUGCAACAGUUCGGAUUCAAAAUGUCACGUUCUCGUGUUUAAGAAAUAUCCUUCUCUCUGGAUCAUAGUUCCACUCCUCUUACCUUGCUCCAGGCCAGAUAUUCUGGACAUGGUAAAUGCUACAUUUGUGCUAUGGCCAGGCCAGUGGUAGGCAGCUGAGAUUUGAUUUCUGUAUGUCUUGCUCCUUGGUGGAGAAGUUUGUAAACAUUUUAUUUAUAAUGCCAUUAAACAAAAUCCAAAGAG